UGGUGUUUUGCUAAAUUCAUUUUUUUGCAUUAUUUGUGCUGCUGGUACUGUUGUUAUUAUUAUUAUUAUUAUUAUUAUUACUGUUGUCGCAUCGCAUUCUCUGCGUCUAUUAUUUAAAUUUUGUUAAAUGUUUUAAUUGACGUGCAGCGGCUAAAGAAGGUGUGCAAAAAGCGGAUCACAACAUGACGGAUACAGAAAAUGAAAUUCAGCCGGCGGCCGUGCCUGUUGAGUCUGGCGGCGAGUCUGUGCCCGUAGCCACAAUCUCCCCGAUGCCCUCUGCGCUCACAGAUGAACCGAAACAAGCACCAACUGCAGCUCCUGAAGAGCCCAAGGCUACGGAAAAUGGCAAAGCGUUGGUCGAAGCUAAGAAAAUAUCCGAACCGGUGUCAAAUGGUCAUGACUUCAAUGAUGCCGCGAAUGUGGCUGAAGCAGAGGGACAACAGAAGAAACUGCCGUAUCCGAAGUCGGUGUUUUUCAUUAUUAGCAAUGAGUUUUGCGAGCGCUUCAACUACUACGGCAUGCGAACUGUGUUGGUGCUUUUCCUCAGCUACCAGCUAGGUUACUCCAAUGAUACGGCAACGGUUGUGUUCCACAUCUUCACCAUGUUUGUUUACUUCCUCUGCGUUUUCGGCGCCAUCAUUUCGGACUCUUGGCUGGGCAAGUUCAAGACUAUAUUGAAUCUAUCACUCGUCUAUAUAUGCGGCUCUGUUCUGCUGACAUUGGGCGCCAUUGGACCACUGAACUUGCCCGUGGAAACAUUCACCAUGAUCGGCCUGGCGCUUAUUGCGCUCGGCUCGGGCGGCAUCAAGCCCUGUGUGUCGGCCUUUGGUGGCGAUCAGUUCAAAAUGCCCGAGCAGGUUAAGCAGAUAACGACAUUCUUCUCACUGUUUUACUUCUCGAUCAAUGCCGGCUCACUCAUUUCGACAUCGGUAACGCCGAUUCUGCGCGAGGAUGUGCACUGCUUUGGUGAGAAGGAGUGUUAUCCUUUGGCUUUUGGUGUUCCCGCUGUUCUCAUGAUUGUGUCGGUGAUCAUCAUUGUGCUGGGUCGACCAUUAUAUAAAAUCAAGCCGCCAGCAGGCAAUAUGGUGGUGUUGGUUAGCAAGACCAUUUGGACUGCACUGCGCACCAAGUGCAAGGAGAAGAAAACCAACCCGCGCGAACACUGGCUGGACUAUGCUGAUCAGAAGUACGACCGCCAAUUGAUCGAUGAUGUGAAGGUCCUGAUGCGGGUGCUGUUCCUGUAUCUGCCACUGCCUGUGUUCUGGGCACUUUUUGAUCAGCAGGGCUCCCGUUGGACCUUCCAAGCCACGCGCAUGGACGGCGACAUGGGAUCUUGGGACAUUAAGCCGGAUCAGUUGCAAGUUCUGAAUCCUUUGCUCAUUCUGGUCUUCAUUCCGCUCUACGAUGUCGCCUUUUAUCCGGCACUCCGACUCGUUGGCAUCAGUCGACCGUUGCAGAAAUUGACAAUGGGUGGCGUUUUGGCUGGCAUUGCGUUCAUCAUUUCCGGCGUUGUGGAGCUCAAUCUGGAGCGCACAUAUCCUGUAAUUGCUAGCACUGGCAACACGCAGUUCCGAGUGUUUAGUGGCACGCCGGGCUGUCAUUACCAAUUCCGGAGCAAUCUCUUGGGCUCUGGCAGCAACUUUACAUUGCAGGGCAUUGAUUUCUUCUACAGCGGCAUCGUGGCAACCAGCAAUGGCAGCUUCACGCUCGAUUAUAGCAUUGAGUCCCUGACAGCAGGCUGUACGAGACUUAACGGUGGCACCCAAAUUCUGAAGGAGGCCAAGGCGCACACUUUGUUCCUACGACCCAAUCACACCGUGGCCAAUUUCUGGUAUGAGGACGAAGUCCAGAAAUCGAACAAGUCCAAGGCACUAGUGCGCACACUAGCUAAUACACCGGCUACCACGCGAAUUGUUUGGCGCGAGACGAAAUCGGGCUAUACGGCACUGGACGAGCCAGCAAGGAACCACGACUUAUACGAAUUGAGCACCAUGGAGUACGAUGUGCUGGUUAGCGAGGUGCUGGUGCAUCAGCAGUUCCUGCGUCAUGGCGGCGUCUACGCUUUGGUCAUUGGCGGGAGCAGUGACAGAUUAGUGUCGCGCAUGUUUGAGGUCACUACGCCCAAUUCCAUGAGCAUUUUAUGGCUAACACCACAGUACGUGGUCAUGACACUCGCCGAGGUGAUGUUUUCGGUUACGGGCCUGGAAUUCUCCUAUGCGCAAGCGCCACCGAGCAUGAAGUCCGUGCUGCAGGCCUGCUGGCUGCUCACAGUAGCGUUUGGCAAUGUUAUUGUGGUGGUGGUAGCCGAAUUGAAGUUCUUUCAGUCGCAGGCCAACGAGUUCUUUCUCUUUGCGGGUUUAAUGUUUGUCGAUAUGCUAGUUUUUAUGUGGAUUGCCUACUACUACAUACCCAAUGAUGAGAAGGUCCCCUCAACCGAGCUGGUAACUGAACAUCUCGAAAUGUUGAAGGGCAGCAGCAGCUGCAACAACGGCGAGAGUGAACGUGCCACAGGCAGCACGGAGAGCUCUCAAAGUUAUUAUGAUGCACAGCCAUCGCAUUGGCCACGUUACCGUCGAUACGACGAGGUGGACUGAUGCAUGUAACCAGCAACAACACAUUAUGCCCAAAGAUUGUGACAUAUGUACCUUUAUGCUGUACUUCAAAUUUCUGUGCUAAGAGCUAAAUAAACUUAUUCCUGUUACUUAAAAAA
Molecule: messenger RNA, 2710 nt
Organism: Scaptodrosophila lebanonensis
Lineage: Eukaryota; Metazoa; Arthropoda; Insecta; Diptera; Drosophilidae
Product: peptide transporter family 1
Exons: 7
Coding region: 183-2594 (803 amino acids)
Biological process (GO): transmembrane transport; oligopeptide transport
Cellular component (GO): membrane
Molecular function (GO): dipeptide transmembrane transporter activity
Source: RefSeq, a predicted model, not a curated record